Molecule: messenger RNA, 2455 nt
Organism: Felis catus (domestic cat)
Lineage: Eukaryota; Metazoa; Chordata; Mammalia; Carnivora; Felidae
Product: probable cation-transporting ATPase 13A5
Exons: 5
Coding region: 1430-2029 (199 amino acids)
Biological process (GO): intracellular calcium ion homeostasis; polyamine transmembrane transport
Cellular component (GO): late endosome membrane
Molecular function (GO): polyamine transmembrane transporter activity; P-type transmembrane transporter activity
Source: RefSeq, a predicted model, not a curated record
AAUAAAUAAAUAAAUGAACUUAAGCAAAAAAAGGUAAAUCCUUAGAUAGUCAUAGAGCUUUAGAGUAAAAGAGUUGGAAGAGACUUUGGAGACCAUUUAGAUAUUCCAACACAUUCAUUUUAUACAUGAGAAAAAUGAAGUACCAGAGGGUUCAGGUGAUUACCCAAGAACCCACCGAGCAAACUGAAGACGUACUUUAGAGUUUUAUCAUCCCAGACUGGACAUCUGCUCCUACCACCCUACCCCUUCAUUCAUGAACACAAACCUCAGCAUACACACUCUACUUUCUUCCUUACAUCAAAGAAACCAAUGAUUUGCUAUGAAAAAGGAAAAGGUAUCAGCUAUGAAGACAAGAAGUGAAACACGACUCUCGUGUAAACCUUUGAUGUAGUGUAUCUAAUUCCUGACUUUUCCAUGCUUCUUCCCUGCACUGCCCUAAGAAGCAAAGUACAUUCCAUUUUCAAUAGCUUGUUAGAACAUAUGGCUCCUAAGAAGGAUGCAGUCUGUUGUUUUUGUUGUUCUGUUUAAUCUCUGCCUAUCGCCUAUCCUUUAAAUUAAAAAAAAAUACAUAAACUCUAGGAUCAAAGUUAUAAUACAUUUUAAUACUCUCAUCUGGAAGCAAGACUGUUUUGAGUUAUUUUUCCUAACCAAGCUUAAUACACUCUAGCAGUUCUCCCUUUACACACUUAUCCAGCAGGGAACAGAACACACCUCUAGCAUCUAUCCUGGCACACUAAAGUGCUCAGAGAAUGUUGGAUGAAUGAAUAAUAAAAUCAGUACUUAAAAAUAAUCUCCAGCAUAUGAAGAUUAAUCUAGCCUGAUGCCUCUUACUCUCCUUAUCUUAAACUCUCUGCCUUCCUACUAGCACUGAGAGAUCAUAGUACUGCUUAUCCAUGUGGAAGGCCACCUUUCUAUUUUACAUACCUUUCCUGGUCGUCUUGUUGUGAAGAAAAUAUAUGCACCAUGAAAUAUGGUAAAUGUAUUAUUUAUAGAGCUUUUAAACCUAUUACUUUUUGUUUCUGAAGGUAAAACAAAAGCAUGGAAGAGGCAAAGGCUGGUAGCAUUGGAUAUACACCUAAGCAAUGUGCUUCCCUAGAUGUAAACCCUGAGUUCAUGUUUGCUGAAUCUGAAUCCUAACGGAAGUCUCAAGAUAACAGGCAUCUCAGUCUUCUAUUGUCAAUGAUGAAACCGUAAUAGGGGAAAAUGCAUUUGUCUUUCAGUGAGUUCAACUCAUGCCUACCCCAAACUGGCUCCUUACCGACCGGCAGGACAGCUCCUCUCUCCCCCUUUGUUGCUCUCAGUCUUUUUGAACACCUGUUUCACCUGCAUUGUGCAAAUCUGUGCAUUUCUCUAUGUGAAGCAGCAGCCCUGGUAUUGUGAGGUCUACAGAUACAGUAAGUGCUUUCUGGACAACCAAAGUAAUUUCUCAAUGAAUGUGAGUUUGGAGAGAAAUGGGACUGAAAAUGCAACGCUGGUUCCUGGUUCAGUUUUAAGUUUUGAGAGUACCACACUGUGGCCCCUCACCACCAUCAACUGUAUCACAGCAGCAUUUAUCUUCUCUAAGGGAAAGCCAUUUCGAAAACCCAUCUACACAAACUAUAUAUUCUCAUUUCUGCUGAUAUCUGCCUUGGGCCUCACAGUUUUCAUUCUGUUUUCUGACUUUCAAGAUAUAUAUCGUGGAAUGGAGUUCAUCCCAACACUGACAUCAUGGAGGGUUUCGAUUUUGGUGGCAAUCCUCACCCAAUUCUGUGUGGCCUUCCUCGUAGAGGAUUUCAUCCUUCAAAAUCGAAAGCUCUGGCUAUGGAUCAAAAAAGAAUUUGGAUUCUAUUCUAAAAGUCAAUAUAGGCACUGGCAAAAAACGCUGGCGGAAGAUUCCACCUGGCCUCCCACAAACAGAACGGAUUAUUCAGGUGAUGGUGAAUAUGGAUUCUACAUCAACCGUGGCUAUGAAAGCCCUGAAGAGAUUCCAAAAGCGAAACUCGGAUUGGAAGGCCAAACCACAGAACAGCAUUUUUGGACCAGGCUGUAAUCAGAAUUAUUGUCAUAUGGGGUUAACAGCAUCUCCUUGCUCCCAGAAACUAACAUAUUGUGGAAAGGUGAUGACAGUCUACCUCUACCUUUCUUUAUCCAUCAGAGAAUUCAAGGUGCAUUUCUCGAUGUAUUGAACCUUGCAAAAAAGAACCUUAAAUAUGCUUAUUUUGACUGUAUCCUCCACUACUGAGGAAAAACAUGAACUUCCUCGAUUGUCUUUUUUUUCCCUUAAUAUUGCAUACCAUUAUCCUGGCGGAAAUGCCCAAGCUUUUAUGGUAGUGAAAUUAGUGGUAUGAACAUCAGUAGAAGGAAAAUUCAAGAAGAGUUUGGUCUUUGAAAGUUUCACCAAUAUAUCUUUAAUUCACAGACAAAUAAAAGAAUAAGUCUUUCUAUCAAUAAAUUAUCACAAGUUUACUGAACCUUA